Amoebophrya sp. A120 is the source of this 5924-nucleotide messenger RNA. Lineage: Eukaryota; Dinophyceae; Syndiniales; Amoebophryaceae. The record is from the annotation of a GenBank genome assembly.
GCUCAUCUGUGACGUGGCUCAGGAAGAUCUGUCCUCUCUCGUGUGGUAGAUGAAAGAUCCCAGAGAGAUCUAUGCGUGCACCGUCCCUGCUCGACGAGUACUUAAUAUUUUUACUCACUUAGAGGUCUUCCACGAUGUGUCGCGUAUCUGAUUCUGAAGUAAGUAGAUCCUAUCUACUGGUGAUGUGACUGAUUGUAGCGCUUUUAGGUUCUUGGGGUCGUAGGAGGUAGACCACAAAAGGGAAACUCAUCCGCAUGUACGCAUUUCACUUGUCGCAGACCUUAUGGCUAUGCUGAAACGUUCUUCGGAAACGGACGAGCAUUGACUUUUCUUUUAUUUCAAAGUGUCCUCCGCCUGUGAUGCAAUACGGACUUAAUCCACUGGCACUGACCGUUUGUUUCUACUUUACGUUUACUGUACCGGCGUCAUCGUCAAGACAAGUUUAACAAUAGUACCGACAAGACUUUAUAUCUCGACCAUGCAAGCACUUUUGCAAAAAGGAAAGGGGACCUUCAGGCGCUCUUCCACACAACUGUCGGUGUCGGCUGCUCGAGGUACUGUCGGAAGCACGGGUGCUCCUCGUCCUGGCACCGCAGCCCGGUUUUUCUCUUCCGCAGCGGCGCAAAGCCAUGAACGCGGACAAUUCCAAGCCACAGCCUCUUGUUCCGGAGGUGGAGCUGCCGGGUUGUAUCGUUCUUCGGCAUCUACUACUGCCCGAGAAGUAGCGAGCAGCACCCCGACGUCCUUGUCCGCAGGCGACGCCGGUUCUCAGCAGCGGGACGAGUUCCUCUUUUCCCCGGCCACGCCGGUGGGCUUCAUCGGGCUGGGAAAAAUUGGCAGCGCGAUGGCCCGGAACAUGCAGAGCGCGGGAAUGGAGGACGUUUCCGGCUUCGACCCCUUCCUCGCGAAAGCCGCCGAUCUGCAAUCCAUCAACAAACUCGACUUUGCCGCGUUCGCCCGAGAUCGCGAAGUUUUUGUCUCGGCUCUUCCCAACGACGCGGCCGUGGAAAAACUGUUUUUCGGCGGAGAAGAAGAGAAAGCGGCCCGAAAAAAUAUUGAGCUGUUGCCGAAAGGAAGCGUCCACAUUUCCGUCUCGACCAUCAGUCCGGCGCUGGCGGAACGCAUGACGGCCGAGCAUGCCAAGCAUGGUUCGCACUUCGUUUCUGCUCCAGUUUUUGCCCGCCCGGAUGGACUGGCGAAAAAGGAAGCGUUCUUUCCGGUCGCCGGGAAAUCCGACAUCGUCACGAACCUGGUCAAACCUCUUUUGGAAGCCACAACUGCAAAGAAGGUACUUGAGUAUAACUAAAGUAAAGUACUUUUACAGCUUUAGUUGUGGUAUUUUGCGCAGUAUGUUGAUGUAUGUUUCCCUAGGGUCGUCAGGGGCGGCUGCGGCGUCAUCAAGUAGACCUUCUUGUUGAGGAGCAAAGUUGGAGCGUUUUUUUAUGCAAAAUUCGCACUCGCCCCCCGUACCUGCAUGUUUCUAUGAUUUAAUUAAAGUUUGUUUCAUCUUCUCCAGGUUGAGUACUUUGGGCCUCACCCGAAGCAGGCGAACGUCGUGAAACUGUGCGGGAACUUCCUGAUUUGUUCCGCGAUCGGUGCAAUGACGGAGGCCUACAACCUCGGAGAAGCGUACGACUUGAACCGGCAGCAGCUGCACCAGCUGUUACGCAUUACAAAAGAAUCUUCGUACUAGUUAUAAAUCGCAUAGACAAGAAAAAAAUUUCCUCACCAUAACAAAGGAAAUUUGUCUUGCUGAGUUACCUUGAGAAGGAUGCAUUUUGUCACUGCUUUUACUACGAGUACGAUAGAUACUUUUGCAGUGCAUAACAGUUCUCGAACACCAUCUUUGACUGCUUGAUUUACAAGGGCUACGGCCACCGCGUUUCAGCGCACGACCACUAUCCCUACGAAGACGCCCACUUUGCCCUGGCUUUGGGCCACAAAGACAUGCUGCUGGCAAAGCAGGCCGCCGAGAACAUGACCCUGCCAAAGAAGCACUGGGGACUCCAGGAGCAAAGAAAGGACGUCGAAGAAGCUUCAACAAACCCCGAGGACGAGGGUGUAGUGAGAAACCAGGCAGACCGGAAGCCAUUGCACAUGCCAUUUUUGGACGCUCUGGACGCGAAAUUUCGGACCGCCAAGGCCGAAAUGAACUGCGAAAAGCUGGAUUGGAGUGCGAUCGCGAUGGUGUGAUCGCAAGCGAAGGGAGACUGGCAAGUGGCGAAAAGCUGGGCAUCAGUUCAUGCGAAAAGGACGGACAGUAGAUGAAGUUUUGGAAAAAUCAUGCACAUCAAACUGGGGAUCUAGAUGUGAUUCAAACAUUUAACGCACAGUAAUAUUCAUACAAUGCGCCUGCCGCGUACCGAGGAACGAAGGGUGAUAUCGAAUUUAGUCUGGUGAUAUUUUUACUGCGCCUUCGCAGCUUCAGCUAGUAGCUCUAUCCUCUUCAGACAAUCGACAGGUUGCCGGCCCGAUGAGAUAAACUUUUUUGAUUUUCUGAAACGCUACCAAAUUUACGAAUGGUUACGAGGACGCUGCCAUGCGAUCUUAGUGGACGGCGCGAUAGUCAUCCGCUGGGAGCCUAUUGUCGGAAUGGGCCAGGGGCCCAGACUCCCUCCGGCGUUGUGGGUCGUUUACUUGGCUGACAGCGUGGAGCAGCUAGAUCGCACCAUCAUCAAGUUGCUCCCGGAGAUUUUCGCCGACGACGUGCUUCUCCUCUUCGACUUCGAUGCCAGGACAGUGGAGGAGGAGAAGGCUGCUGCUGAGUCCCACGCUGCAGACUGGCAGAAGAGGACGGGGCUGACCUUCGGCAAAGUCGAGUGGCUAAAGGCCACACGCGGCAGCGGGGGCGAUAGCAGCUUUUUCGAGUACUUGGGCUUCAUGUUGCAAAGCUGCGGCAGCACGGAGCGAGAAGUAGACCGGCGGCAGGUGAAAAUCCUAGCCAAAGCCAAAACACGCUCCAGCCAGCCCAGGGAGGAGCGUACACCGGCCGAGGACAUCAAGUUCUUCAACGAGCAAUGUCGUAGUCACCUCAACUACGCAGCGGCGGCCCUUUUCGAAGGCUUGCAGGACGACCAGGCGGCACAGAAGGAGCUGCGAAACACAGUGGCAAAGGCGCUGCGGGCAUCCACAGGUUUGUCCUCCCUCUACCCGGUGCAGGCGUCCUUCGACCUCAUCGGCAUGGGUUGUCCUCUGAUGAACUUGCAGGUUGAGCAUGAGACGAUGGAGUAUUUCCUGCAAGGAUCGGUGAAGGGGCACGCGGUAGCAGCAGGUGGACUGCAUCAGCAGCCGGAAUGGUUCGACGAGGCGCGAGUCAAGAUCUACACUUCCAAGAAGGUCUACGAGCGUUUCGGGAUACCGCACGGCAACGAGCAAGAACUGGCACAGGAGAUGGAGCAGCAGCUGUGCGCGAUGCCGAUCCCCCAGGAGGAGUUCCGCGCUAGCUGUGACGGGGGGAAGCUUGCGGGAGCAGGCUCCGAUCAGAAAGCACACCGGGCCAACUGCUACUACGAGACAGCAGAAGAUCAGCAAGCAGCAACAUACCGGGUGUGGUCGGUUUUCCCGCAGUUUGAUGUGGAGACGAUAGCGCUGGACCAGUUGGUGAAGAUCAUCCACGAGGAGCUGCAGGCGGGGCACACGACAGUGAAGAUCUUCACCGACGCAAAUGGCGUGCUCCAGGCUUUGGAGAACAGCUGCAGCAAGUAGGAGAGCAAGACAAAACUCCGGAAGGGGAUCAACAAGAUCCUGUCAGACCACACCAGCGCCACGAUAGAAAUCUUCUGGGUGCCAUCGCACAGGGGCUUCAGGCUCAAUGUCAUGGCGGACGCGCUGGGGCCCAUGGACGCCAAUCCGGGAGAAGCGGACGAGGAGCCGAUAACGAAGCAGCGGGUGAAGCUUCUCGUCCGGGAGGAGCGGAAAAACACACAUGAAGCAGUGGAGGCGGAAGCGGAUCGGGAUGUGACCACACUGCUCAGGGCCACCAGGAUUCGGAAGCUUGGCAGGAUCGAGCUGGCCGGGCUCACCCCGACACAGCAGCGGGUCGCGAUGUCGUUGUGGUCGGGCGAAUCGUUCCUGCCUAUCACAAUGGUUCGGAGGUGUCAGCGCGGGUGGCCGGUCUGCCGGCUCUGUGGGGGUGAUGUCAAGGUGAAGCGAGUACAGGGAGGUGCUUGGAUCAAGGGCUUCAGGGAGGAGGACGAGGUGCAGGACGUGAGAAAGUUCACAAGAAUUGUGGACCACUUGCUGGUGGAGUGCCCCGCAGUUCCAGAGGCGACGAAAUACGCAGGGGCAAAGGCGCACACGGCGAUUUUGAAGGCGCCAAAAGUCCAGAUGAACAGGUUGAUGGACGCAAUCCAGGAGCCGCAGAGCAAGAUCGACCUCGCGCACCCCUGGCCAUACAAGGCGAGGAGCGACAAGCCAACACGAGCGGAGGAAAUGGCGACGAUGCCGCGGGUGUGGCUACAGGAGGGAAAAGAAGCGCUGAAGAAGAGGAGGAUCGGUGAUGAAGGAGCAGAGCGUGAAGGUGGUUGAAGAGAUGUCACUACCCAGCUCCACCAUAGGCCCUAGGCAACGAAACAGUAAGAACGCUCCUGCUCAUUAGAAGAAGAAGUAGAUCCGACAGAAGGAAGACGAUCCAGCAAGAAGAAGAAAAUGAAAAAGAUCACCAUGACGUAGCGCAAGCAGCUACUAAGUUUUGCGAAAUCUUUUCACGGACAAGAACUCACGUUCUCCUCCUUUCAGAUGAUGAGAAGGGCAGUGGCGGCAGAUAGUAGUGAUGUACAAAAAGAUCGUUUGUUCCAGUCCAAAGAGAAGAUCCGCCUUCUACACUACGGAAGCCUUUUCUAAUAGCGGAGAACCACCAGGAUCAGAAACUGUUCGCGACCACCAACGCUUUUCUCACAAAACAAACGCGUGCUCUAUCUACUAGGCCUUUUGUAGAAGAUCCUGCACAUACCAGUACUACGGAUAGGAAGAAGCGCAUCAUCUCCAACAGUUUUACCGUGGCGCGCCACCAGACCUGAUAGGAUCCGAUGGAGAAUCUUUUGCUUUUUGUUGUUGACACGGAGGAAGAAGCCGUACCUGGCAGCUCAAGCUGCCACAAGAGAGCAUCAAAGCGGCGUGUCAGAGAUGAACAAGAACAAUCCAAACCGCGAAAUGAAGAAAACGGAGGAUGGGUUUCAGGGUAGGGUAAAGGGUUUUAGGGAGGUAACUGGGAGAUGCAGGGCGUAACUCCGUGUUUUCCUGCGUCUCCCGGUGGCGUUUGCGUACCGCUACCAGAGCCUCGGCUCGGGUAGCGCAGGCAGGAAGGGCUAGAAGAGGAGUCUAGCUUAGGACCUGCCAUUUCUAUGGCGCCUGUUCUGACGCAAGGAAGGGCAAGCAGAGGCGGCUUGUUUUGGACCUUGUGGUUGGGCGGAGGCUGGCGGGAGCAUUACGGAUGAGGUGGUAGUUUUGCUCCAGUCUGAAACCAGGGCUGAGGAAAGGCUCCGGCAGUUCUUCUCCCAGGUAACUCCCCGAGCUUGGCCGUUCACUACUAAAACGGGCGGUGUUUCGUCAGGCUCCGGUGGCGACUGGUUGAGACACUAGUUGCCAGCUAUUUACAAACAGGAACAUAGUUAGUAUUGCAGACAGUUACUCGCUCGCCUGAAGAAGCGAGCACACAAUUGAUUUUCUGAAACGCGCAACGCAGCUGUGAUUUUUUCCCCUGCUCGGUGAUUCCACUCGGGACUACUCACUGGCACUCUCAAAAUGGAUGGAGUCACCAGACUAUAUCGCGCUAAACGACGUUUGGUCAAACAAACAGGUAAAGUUCUGACAACGAAAAAGUUCUGCAAAAGAAAAGCGGAUUUUGCAGAUGCAUGACGUAGAUGCAGGUGGACUUCCGCUUCUCGCCCCCGGUGCUCGGUCAGCAAUCACUCCCUUUCGAUGAU